AUGGAGAAAUCGUUUGUUCGUCAGACUCGUUCCAAGACCAAGGCUGCCAAACAGUCUAAUCUCUUCGGUGAAGAACAUCUUAGUACUUCUGAACACGAUCUGGACCUGACAGAGGAUGGAUUUAUGCCUUCGAUGAUCGAUUUGGAGCACGGACAGGAUCUCAAUUGUGCUGUAUGUGAUCAACCCAACAACGCAGAAUUGUAUAUGGUCCAAUGCGGAGGAUGCAAGCGUUGGAACCAUUUUUCGUGCGCGAGGGUGGAUACGAAUACUGUCCAUUCGAAGGAGUUUUGCUGUGCGGAGUGUUCGUCGAAGAGAGUACCAGAGCGAUCAGCUAGGUCGGGAUCUGGUCGAUCGAGUGCUACAAGCGGUCGUAGGUCCCACAUUGACCGUGAAAUCCAACGUCUGGAGGACGAGAGGCGAGCUGAAGAGCAGGUAGAACAGGAGCGGAUACAGCAGGAGAAGUUGCUGAUUGAGAAAGCCGCUAAGGAGAAACUGGAGCGGGAAAAGCAGUUCAUAGCUAGAAAGCACGAGUUGCUCCGCCAGCAGGACGAUGACAUUGAGAGCUUUGUGAGUCGUCGUAGUAGCAGUAGUAGUAUACUAAAGGUGGAGAAAUGGGUUGAGCAGCAUAUUUCCCGCACCGGCGCCGUCGGUGGUAGUGAGAAAGAAAACAUUCCAGAGUCGGUCGAACCACAAGAGUCUAUCCCUGUUGGUUCGUCUACUCCGUUGGGUGGUAGCGCAAUCACUGCUGGAAAUCAGCAACCAGCUGCUGACGAGCAACGGGCAUCUGUACCCCGUACGAUCGAGAGCAUCACUAUUGGUGACAGUCCGGAGGAAGAUUUCCCCAAGUUGCAUUUGGUAAACAUUCAACCAUACACGCGGCUUUUGGAGGAGUCAGGACCAAACUUUCCAAGUAUUGAACUGACCUUGAAGCGACCGAAUACCGGUGCGAACCCGAAGAUCAUUGGAAAGUUAACGAACCCUAUCUCUCGCCCUACCCCCUUUGAAAAAUGGACGCGUGAGACAAAUGAACUUCAAAAGCGUAGCAAAGCGGAACUGCAGCAAGCAUACGACGAGAAGAAGGAAUUAGAGAAUCGAUUACACGAAAUUGAAUCGAACUUGAAACGGCAACGUCACAUGGAACUAGAGCACCAGCAGGAGAACGAAUUGAGGCGAAGGCGAGAAAUAGAACUUGUAAACCGACUGAAUCGACUGGAGGAGCAGCGUGCAGGAGAGCGGCAACAGCUACAGGAAGUGGAAAACGCAUUGAAAAGACAACUAGAGGAUAGUCAGCAACGAUAUCAGGCACUGGAAACCAAACGGCGGCAAGAACAUGCUGCGCGAGAAGAAGAGCUACGGCGACUUAAAGAACGAGAGCAGCAGCUUGCUCAGCAACUGGAAUCGGUUCUUCUACGAGAGAAAAUCGGACAUCCAUCACAUGCAGCAUUACCGGAGUCCACGGGAAGUGGUACAUCUCUGGCGUCCAUGCUCGUCGAUAAACUUCCAGCCAACAUCAAAUUCAGCUGGGCACUGUACCAGGAGCAACAGCCGAUUGUCAACUUGAGGACGUUUGGCGAAUAUAUGGGAAGAGUCACGACCGCUACUAGUGGAAUAACUAAUGUUUGUCCGAUUUCAAAGCAUCAGAAAGAUGAAAAACCUAAGGCGAAGGAAAAAGCAUAUGUGAACACACAUACUACGUGCGAAAAGAAGAAGCAAGGAUCAUCUGCCAGUCUUCCUAAAGGUGAUCAACGGGUAGAGUCAUCGAACAUAAAGCGCAACGAAAGCGAUACAAAAAAGGAAUGUCCGUUGUGCAAAUCGCAUGACCACAUCGCAGAGAAGUGCGUCGAGUUCAAGAAGCUCUCAGUGAACGAACGCUGGAAAGUGGUGAAGGAAAAGAAACUCUGUCGGAGAUGUCUGAUCGCACACACUCGCUGGCCAUGUGAAGGCGAAGUUUGUGGAGUAAACGAAUGUCAGAAACGUCACCAUCGGCUACUUCAUUACGACCCUAAGCCGGAACAGCCUUUGACUACUACGAAUGCCACUGUCACUGUCCACCGACAACCAGUUACGUCGACCUUAUUCAAAAUACUACCGGUCACGUUGUACGGCAAGACAGGCACUAUCGACACUUACGCAUUUCUUGACGAUGGAUCAUCUACAACUCUCCUAGAGCAAUCAAUAGCUGACGAACUUGGGGUCGAUGGCAAGGUGCAAUCCUUGUACAUGCAGUGGACCAGCGGAAUCAACAAGAAAGUGGCUACAACACAAAUCGUUAAGCUAGGUAUUUCGGAACCUGGGAGUAGAAAGGUGUAUCAGUUAUCAGAAGUCUACACAGUUGAGAACUUGGGGCUUCCGGAACAAUCGAUUGAUGUAGAUGAGUUAGCUAAACAGUACAAGCACCUACAACGUUUACCGGUGAAGAGUUUCCAGAGGGCUACGCCAGGACUGCUGAUUGGAGUAAAUAAUAUUCAUCUACUAAAUACUGCCAAAAUACGUGAAGGGAAGGAGCAAGAGCCUAUUGCUGCAAAAACUCGCAUCGGAUGGGUUGUUUGCGGUUGUCUGCGUGGUGAAGAGAAUCAGUUUCUACAUCGUCAGAUGCACAUUUGUGCGGAAUUAACCGAGCUCGAUCUACAUAAUUACGUUCGAGAAUUCUUCUCGGUGGAAAGCAUAGGUGUCGCCGUUGCACCGAAUUUGGAAGGCAAGGAUGAUCAACGGGCGCGCUUGAUCCUUGAAGGAACGACGAUACGGAAGACGGACGGAAAAUUCGAGACAGGGCUGCUGUGGAAACAAGACGAUUUCGAGUUCCCUGACAGCCGACCGAUGGCCGAGCGACGACUGAAAUGUCUCGAGCGGCGCUUGGAGAGGGAUCCGAAGCUGUAUGAUAGCGUGCGUCAACAGAUAGCAGAUUACGAGUUUAAAGGGUACAUCCACGUAGUGACCGAUGAAGAAAGGGCUAAGUUUGAUCCACGCCGUACUUGGUACUUGCCGCUUGGGGUAGUCUUAAAUCCCAAUAAACCUGGCAAAGUGCGCGUGAUAUGGGACGCGGCUGCCAAAGUAAAUGGUGUGUCGUUGAACACGAUGUUACUAAAGGGACCGGAUCUGCUGACCCCGCAAAUGAGCGUAACGUUCAAAUUCCGUGAACGAGAAGUGGCGAUGUCUGGGGAUAUUCAGGAAAUGUUUUUGCAACCCAUGGUCACUAUGGCGUCUGACGUUGCUAUAUUCGGGGCGACCUGUUCGCCAGCACAGUCUCAAUAUGUAAAGAAUCUGAAUGCGGCGGAGCACGAGCAAGAAUAUCCACAGGCGGCUGCGGCAAUUAAGAAUAAGCAUUACGUCGACGACUAUCUCGACAGUGUCGACACAGAAGAAGAGGCGGUUGAGUUGGCAUUGGCAGUAGCGGAAAUAGCAGCGGCACCCGAGCUGACCUCCGUCGACCUGUGGCCACCUUCGCGGAUAGUUGUCCUUUCUUUUGACGGUCCACCGGGACACUCCCACGGCGAUUGA
Molecule: messenger RNA, 3498 nt
Organism: Ochlerotatus camptorhynchus
Lineage: Eukaryota; Metazoa; Arthropoda; Insecta; Diptera; Culicidae
Exons: 4
Coding region: 1-3498 (1165 amino acids)
Source: RefSeq, a predicted model, not a curated record